AUGGCGCUGGGGGAGUCUGUUCUGUCUGUGCUAUUGGAUGCUGAGCACACAAUCGAAGAGAAUGUAACCCACUACCUAGUGUUCUCUGGCUCCAGUCAACAUCAUUUAAUCAGCACACAGAGGAUAGAUCAGAAAACAUUGCAGACUGUCGCUCCUGCUCACAACUGCUGUGAGACGGUGAAAGUUGUGCUGUGUGCCUCCAAGAAAGGAUUUCCCAUUUCUGUGCUGGCAGAAGAGAAUUUCCAAUAUGUCCAGGACACUGUGUAUGACAUGGCACAGUUCUUGGUGAGCAGUGCUGGAUCUCAAGAAGCACUCAACGCUAUUAGGAUAAUGGAUAACUUUCGCGAAUCCUCCGACAAUGUGGCAUUACUGGAUAAAAAUCUGACUUUGGAGGUGCAACAUCUGCUGCUACCAGCCACGUGGAAUGUGCUGGGUCCAGAUCCCACGUUGCCAGGUUCCAUCCCACGGGAAACCUUGAUGCAUUUUGCAGCGCGGCUGGGUUUGUCCAGGCUAGCUUCGUUCCUACUGCAGCAACCAGGUGGACAGGAGGCUCUUGGUAUCACUAACCUUGACGGUGCGACACCCGUUCAUCUGGCAGCACAGCGAGGUUUCCAUGAUCUCCAGGACCUUUUUACCCAGCAGAAGCCUGAUGCGGCGUUAGCAGGGGACGUAACACCAAUUGUAUCCUCGGAAGACUGUUCUGUGCGCUACCAACGGCACUUGAAUGUUUACAUGUAUACCAUCAAUAACCCCCAGGGAGUAGAGCUCAACAGUGUGGAACACAACAUCAGUGAACUGCAGAGAUAUAUCCAGUCUCACAGAUGUGAAAUGGAUACACUUUCCAUGCCAUCCAAUCGGUCGUCACAGGCUGAACUGCCACAACCUGGUGAACGUGUUGAAAAUUUAAGAACUGAGGAGUGUUGUAAAGCCAAUACUGGAAACACCAUUGCACAAACGCCGAUUGAAAUGCCCGCCGAACACUCAGCUUGCCUACGGGAGGACACACCAACUGAUGAAGUGGUGACUGAUUCGUGUCCUGAGGGGAUGCAUUCUGAGAGUCAAGAAAAUAUCACUGAAGACAGCAUUAUUGAUACAAAAUUAGAGGAGAAAGCAGCCAGUUGUGAAGAUACAUGCACAAACCUGGAGUGUGAAGGACAACAGGAGGAGUCUGUGUUGAUGAUAGAGUCUGAAGAUAUAGCAAGGAAAAGUGUACUUGUGCAGAGUGCAUCUAAUGGGGACUGUGGUGGCAGCAGUGUGUACUGUGACGAAGCUUCUGUGGAAACUUUAGGACCAUCUGAAGAUUUACCUCACAAUCAAGGGUGUGCUGUCAAAGAAGAUGCUUGUCAAGGGGAGAUGAUGGACAAUAUGUUGAUUGUAAAUGAUGAUAGUCCUGAUGGUGAAACAAUAGACUCCAAGAAAAAUCUUGAAGUAAAGGUGGAGCCUAUUCCUAUUGUGGAAAGUAAGCUAGAAAACGUUAAAAACUGUGUUGAGUCGGUCACUGAUGAAAAUGUCUUGAAUGAUAAUGGUGGAUCAACAGAGGGAUUUCCCCAGGUGACAGAUGGUUAUGCAAUAGAACUGAAUAAUGGAAGUCCUCCACUCCCUGAACAGAUUGCAGAAGUGAAGGUAGAUAUGGAGUCGAGCAAAGAUGAGUCCAGUGCAGAUAUUGAUGUCAGCAUAACUAAUGAAACUAAUGAGACUAAUGCUGAAGCUCGCUUUGAGGUGAAAAAUGAUUCUUCUGACCAAAUGUUUGCAAAUUCACAAGACUUGAUUCUCAAUUCCAAUGAGAAAUGUGAAGGAGUAAACAGUGAAAUGGCUGUAGAGGAACAGUUUGUGCAGAAUCAGGAAGUGUCAGAUAUGUUGCAGUCACUGGAUGAUGUUGAGGAAUAUGAACAAACUUGCUGUACAUCAGAAGUGGUACACUUAAAUGUAUUUGAAAGUGAACCUGAGCAAAAUGAUGAUGAGUUAGAAGUGGACUGUCUUUGUGAUGAUCAGUGGUCCCAACAGGUCGAUGCAUUAUUGGAAACUGCAUUAGAUUCUAACUUUGAAGAUCACGUUGUGCCAAUGGAAAUCCAAUCAGUAGUGGAUUUAAAGGAAGGAGCUUCUCAAAAUGAGUGUAUCAAAGAGUUAUCAUCAUCCAAAUGCAGCUCUGAUAAAGAGCCACCUUGGUUGUCGAUGACAAUGGAAUGUACAACUGAAGAUAAUGAAGAUGAUGGGCCCCAAGGAGCCAAAAGGACAUUGGACACCCUAACCAAACCAACUGAUACUGUUGCACAUCUCCAAAACCAGGAAAUGUUGCUCAGCAUAGUAGAGGAACCUGCUGAUUAUAUGGUGGACAGUUCUUCAGAUUCUGAGGAUCAGUUUCAACAAAAUGGGAAACCUUCAACUGUAGAUGAGGAAGAUUCCUGUGUAAUGGAAUGCAGUGGAUCAGGAAGUGAAGCAAAUGGCAAAAAUGAAGACAUUUUUCUUGGAAAUGAAAAAAUUAAUACCGUUUCUUUGGAUACAAAAGUGAUGCAGAAUUCUGCCGAUCGAAAAUUUAACAUAGUGCUGGACGCAAACGGGAAUUUAGAAACAGUCAGCUUUAAAGAAGAAGUACCAGAGGACGAAGAUGAUUGUGCCCAGAAACUGCCUGAGGAUCUUGCUGAGUUUGUCUCUGAACAGGUACUGCUAAAGAAGACUUCACAUUUGCGUUGUGUCCCAUGUGAAAAAUAAGUUUUUCAUAAUGAGGGAAAAAGAAGACAUGUGUGAGACAAAUUAGAU
Rhincodon typus (whale shark) is the source of this 2757-nucleotide messenger RNA. Its product is annotated as A-kinase anchor protein 13-like. Bases 1 to 2709 code for a protein of 902 amino acids. Gene Ontology annotation, cellular component: cytoskeleton; ruffle membrane. Gene Ontology annotation, biological process: positive regulation of neuron differentiation; cell morphogenesis; regulation of Rho protein signal transduction. The record is from RefSeq and is a predicted model, not a curated record. Gene Ontology annotation, molecular function: microtubule binding. NCBI's taxonomy places the organism in Eukaryota, Metazoa, Chordata, Chondrichthyes, Orectolobiformes, Rhincodontidae. The transcript has 8 exons.